UUAUGGUGUGGGUGUUUUGAUUUUAUAUCUUCCCUUUUAGGUCUUCAAAAUAAUUAAAAUCCUUUCAAAAUGUCUCAAAAUACUUGUAUUUUAUCAAUAUUAGCAUGUAUAUUUUUAACAUUCUCUUAUGUUGCAAGCCUUUACGUGUGGAGGUCUAAAUUGAGCAGAGACCACCCUUCAACGAUAAAAAGACGGUUUUUUAGUGUGUCUUGUAUGAUGUUGCUGGCACCAUUUGUUACUCAAUACUUUUUGACUGAUAUGUCUCUGACUAGAGGUGAUGUGUAUGAUCAAUUGGGUCUGCGAGCACCAGGUUUCAUAAACGCUUUAAUAUUACCGCUAGUCCUGACUGCCGUUUUGUUUUUGGGGCCUCUCACCAUGCAGUUUUUGUCAGGAAUUUGGACUAUAUAUAGAGCACCAGCAUAUUGGUGGUCAAGUUGGCAUGACCUAGUAUGGGUACGGAAUCACGUCAUGGCUCCCCUGAGUGAGGAGUGGGUCUUCCGUGCGUGCAUGAUGCCAUUACUACUUCAGUGUCUCGAGCCAAUGACUGCUGUGUUUGUUGGGCCUGUGCUCUUUGGCAUAGCUCAUUUCCACCACAUGUUUGAACAAAUGAAGGCUGGUUUUGAAUUUAAGACUGCUCUUAUGAUCUCAUCAUUCCAGUUUAUGUACACUAGUCUAUUUGGUGCUUAUUCAGCAUAUUUAUUUCUAAGGACAGGGCAUUUCAUUGCUCCACUGAUGGCGCACAUGUUUUGCAACCACAUGGGUUUCCCGAACUUCGCUGAGAUUGGCGAGUACCCGCCAUUACAGAGAAUAGUCAUAGUUAUUAAUUUUCUAUUAGGGUUCACUCUUUGGUGCCUUCUCCUCACAUCCUUGACGAGCCCAGACAUAUACGAUAAUAGAUUACAUUGGCAAACUUGAAUACAUAACGAAACAAAAUGGAAACUUUUGAAACAAUAAUGUUCGAAUCGUUACUAAGUAACUAAUUGACUUAUGAUUUUGAGAUAAUUACGUAAAUCUUUUUCAUACUGACUGCACAGAACGGAAACAAGAUAAAAUCUAUCGAUAAAGAGAGAAUAAACCAACAAAUACUUAUUAAGUUAUUUUUAAAUUAGAAUUAAAGAUUUCAGGAUUAAGUAACCAAAUAACCAAGUCGGUAGAUAUUUAGGUCCUUUACGAAUGCGUUAUUUAAUAAUCUUGAAAAUUGCAAUUUUAGAUCAAUAAAAAAUAAGUUUUU
Messenger RNA from Pectinophora gossypiella (pink bollworm), 1231 nucleotides. It is a transcript of the gene Sras, whose product is annotated as CAAX prenyl protease 2. Lineage: Eukaryota; Metazoa; Arthropoda; Insecta; Lepidoptera; Gelechiidae. The record is from RefSeq and is a predicted model, not a curated record. Gene Ontology annotation, biological process: CAAX-box protein processing. Gene Ontology annotation, cellular component: endoplasmic reticulum membrane. The transcript has 6 exons. Gene Ontology annotation, molecular function: metalloendopeptidase activity. Bases 70 to 915 code for a protein of 281 amino acids.